CGAAAGUCUAGACCUCGUCGAGGAACAUAGAGUACACUCCUAUCGUCUUUCAAGUCUCUCAUUUGUUCCCCCGUUGUUUGUAUGCCACCUGUCCCAAGACUUCCUCCACCGGUCCGAUAGCAAUAUGGCCUGGCCGAAUCCAUUUCGGCGGCGAGAUGAGAACACACGCACGGCCUGGGGAUAUACCUUCCAGUUGACGCCUAGCCAUCUUACUCCUGAACAGGCUCAUCCUUUGAAACACAGUUAUGAUGUUCUUGGAGAAGAAUGCUACGAGAUCUUAUGUCAGAAGGACAGCAGCCCUGCAGACGAAGCAAAGCUACAGAAGAGGGACGAUGCUCGAUCAGAGAGCGUGGCAAACCAUUUACACCAGUCAAAUUCGACUAUAAACGGCUCCGCUGAUACGAAUCGACCGCCGACACCAUCUCCGAGAUCGAAACGCGAUCUCUACCUCCUUCUCCGGGACCACCACGCCGCACAUCCUAAGCUUCAAGAACUCUGGGACGAAGUCACCACUGUCCCCAGCUGGGUCGACUGGGCCCAGAUCUGCCGCGGACAGGACGUCUUCUACCGCUAUGGUGCUGCCACACUCACAGGGCUCGCGUACCAAUCGCUCCUCGGGGGCAUGGGCGCCAACCGCGUGGUCGAAGUCCUCGCCCGCACGGGCGGAUUCUCGGUCAAGGUGGCGCGGCACCGGCUGUUCGAGACGACGCAGCACAUCCUCGAGUGCACGCGGUCUCUCGAGAGCAUCCAGCCGGGCGGCGCGGGCUUUGCAAGUUCCGUGCGAGUGCGUCUGCUCCACGCGGCCGUGCGGCAGCGGAUCAUGCAGCUGUCCAAGACCCGGCCGAGCUACUACAGCGUCGAGAAGUAUGGGAUCCCCAUCAACGACCUCGACUGCAUCGCCACCAUCGGCACCUUCUCGGCCACCAUCAUCUACCUCUCCCUGCCUCGCCAGGGGAUCUUCCUGCGCAGGCAAGAAACCGAGGACUACAUCGCGCUGUGGCGCCUCAUCGCGCACUACGUCGGCACGCCGACGGACUACUUCGAGACGCCCGAGCGGGCCAAGUGCAUGAUGGAGAGCCUGCUGCUGAACGAGAUCAACCCGUCCAACACGAGCCAGGUGCUCGCCAACAACAUCGUCCGCUGCCUCGAGAACCAGCCGCCCACGUUCGCGAGCCGCAGCUUCCUCGAGGUCAACGCCCGCUGGCUCAACGGCAACGAACUCGCCGACGCCCUGGGCCUGGGCCGGCCCGGCGCCUGGUACUGGGCCCUGAUGGCCGGCCAGUGCAUCUUCUUCGCGUGCCUGUGCUACACGUACCGCGCCAUCCCGGCGCUGGACCGGCGCAAGAUCGAGACGCUCCGGAAGGUCUUCUGGGCCGUGAUCGUCGAGGGCAAGCACGGCCUGGGGGGCGAGCAGACCGUCUUUGAAUUCAAAUAUGUGCCCGAGUUUGGCCUGGGGACAGCGAAGGGCGAGGACGACGAGAAGAGGGCCGGCGAGGUGGGCAUUGAGAGGAGGAAUCUGAAUACACUCCUCGCUGCGACGGGUGUUCUGGUUGGCGCAGGGUGGUUGGCCGUUAAAGUAUCAACGGCGCUUUUUGGGAGGAUAUUCUGAGACACCUGGGGAGAGACGAAGCAUUGAAAAAGGGGACUAGAGACCAUUGCAUAACGGAGCAAGGGACGUGGCGCAUUUACGCAGCGAGGUUUUUGAGUUUCCGCAUCUUUGGGUAUUCUCCCAGAUGGGAUCUUGCCCUGGGUAUCAUGUUCAUUACAGCAAAUGCAAGGGCCAGAGCACCGCCUGGUCACAAUCACUCCGUCCCCUCCUCAUUGGCAUUCCAAGUUGGACAUCACAAUCCGUGUCUCUAUAUCUAUGCCGUCUACGACGUC
Cladophialophora immunda is the source of this 1881-nucleotide messenger RNA. RefSeq lists its product as uncharacterized. The record is from RefSeq and is a predicted model, not a curated record. The transcript has a single exon. Gene Ontology annotation, molecular function: oxidoreductase activity. NCBI's taxonomy places the organism in Eukaryota, Fungi, Ascomycota, Eurotiomycetes, Chaetothyriales, Herpotrichiellaceae. Bases 125 to 1609 code for a protein of 494 amino acids.